GCUGCCUGCAGUCCUGGCGCCGCGGCGGGGCCGGGUCGGGAGGCGCCGGGGCGGGUCUGCUGAGGUCGCUUCCUGGGCCAGUCAGGUCCGCGGAGUGCGAGGGACCGCUUGGCGCUUCCACCUUCAAGGUGGUUCAUCUGUGGCAUACAGUGCGCCUGGCAGCAGCUGGCGUUAUGAAAGUGCGUGGUGGUUGUCACUUCUCAGAGUGGUGUCAGAAGUUCCCAGGCGCUACCUCGAGUACUGCCGAAUCACGUGGAAAAGUACUCUGUUUCCGUCUUCAAGUUUCAGACCUGAUGAUGAUGAGAAAGGCUCUUGAUGGUGCUGGAGGCAUGAAAAAAGCGGUGUCGCUGAUAAAUACACUAGAUGUAGGAAGAUUUCCACGAUUGCUUACCCGAAUUCUUCAAAAACUUCACUUGAAGGCUGAGAGAAGUUUCAGUGAAGAAGAGGAAGAAAAACUUCAAGCUGCAUUUUCUCUAGAGAAACAAGAUCUCCACCUAGUCCUUGAAACAAUAUCAUUUAUUUUAGAACAGGCAGUAUAUCACAACGUGAAACCAGCAGCUUUGCAGCAGCAAUUAGAGAACAUUCAUCUUAGACAAGACAAAGCAGAAGCAUUUGUCAAUGCUUGGUCUUCCAUGGGUCAAGAUACAGUUGAAAAGUUUAGGCAGAGGAUUCUGGCUCCCCACAAGCUAGAGACAGUUGGAUGGCAGCUUAACCUUCAAAUGGCUCACUCUGCUCAAGCAAAACUAAAAUCUCCGCAAGCCGUGUUACAGCUAGGAGUGAGCAAUGAAGAUUCAAAGAGCCUGGAGAAAGUUCUUGUGGAAUUCAAUCACAAGGAGUUGUUUGAUUUCUAUAACAAGCUAGAGACCAUACAAGCACAGCUGGAUUCCCUUACAUGAUGUUUUUGAAGACUGGUUUCUCCAUCACACGUGCACCACCUCAUUAUUUUGCAUUGAAGAAAGAUUGCCUGGAUGUAUUUUCUGGAGGAUUCAGUGACUUACUUUCUAUAAAUUAUACAGCUUAUCACUUCUUAGACAAAUAACAGCCAAGGGAGAUCACUGUUAAGAGCAGCGAGGUUCUAAUAUACUUUCUCUAGUUCUGUGAGCCAAUAGCAAUUGUUAAAAAACACUUUUACUUUAGAGAAAUCAAAAGUGAAUACCAUAUUGUUUUUACUGUCAUGUUGUUGCUUCACUUCUUUAUUUUUUACAUGCUUCAUGAUACCUUUAUGUAUCAGAAAGACCAUAGACAGUAUAAUGGGUAUCUUCUAUUACAUUAAUAAAAUUUAAGAAAACAACCAUAUGCAAAGGCAUUAUGUCAUUUUUCCUAUGAUGAAUGUAUUUUACUUGAAAAGUAAUAUCAGAAAUAAAUUUAAAAUAGAACUAGUAAUGGUUUAAUAAUAGUCCUGGUUUUGUGUGCUUUUCUUUGUACCACAGAUUAAUAAUGAUUUAUUUCUUAGUGUGGGAGACAGAUUUGGAUCAUUAAUAAAAACAAUAGUAAUGAGUGUUAAAUGGGCAUUCUUAAAAUUUCAAAUCAGAUAUCUUUUGUAUUCUCUUUCUGUAUGUUAAUUGGUUUCAGUCAAUAAAAUUUUUAUUUUGGGGAAUUAUUUGAACUGAAGUGUGCAGUAUUUUUAUUUUAUGUAUUUUAUAGUAUAUUUUAUGAUAUGAAUUUGUAUAAAUGUGAGUUUGAUUGCCUGUCAAAAAAUCAAUUGAAUUUUUUAUGAAUGAAAAUACGUAUUUUGUAUUUUUUUUCAAUGGGAGAAGUAGGGAGAGAGAGAAGUUCAAAUAUAACUUUUUUCACGUGAAGUAAUUUGAUUUAAGAAAUGUCCUAAAGCUCAAAAAAUUAAAAUUGAAGCACAUUUGCCAUAUGUAGUAAUCUGAGUAAUACAAUCAUUAAAUGUCUUUCAAAUAAAUGUUCAGUAUGUGGAAUUUA
This is a messenger RNA of Sciurus carolinensis (gray squirrel), 1926 nucleotides long. It is a transcript of the gene Commd10, whose product is annotated as COMM domain containing 10. The transcript is spliced from 7 exons. NCBI's taxonomy places the organism in Eukaryota, Metazoa, Chordata, Mammalia, Rodentia, Sciuridae. Bases 174 to 896 code for a protein of 240 amino acids. The record is from RefSeq and is a predicted model, not a curated record.